This is a messenger RNA of Chrysemys picta bellii (western painted turtle), 3281 nucleotides long. NCBI's taxonomy places the organism in Eukaryota, Metazoa, Chordata, Testudines, Emydidae. The record is from RefSeq and is a predicted model, not a curated record.
GCUGCUUUAACAGCGGUUUUACUCUGUUAGCUUGGUGGAGUCAAGAUCUGAGCCAGACUCGAAUCUGACUCCUGCAUCGCAUACAGGUUGUUCUUUUUUCUUAACUCAGUUCAGACUGAAGGCCUGUUACUGCUGAUGGGAGAAGGAGAGAACCCUUCUUAUCUCUCUGAUCCCCGGCUCGGUUUACAGGGUUGGUAUCUAGGCACUGUUUAAAUGGAAGACAAUUACUCUAUUGUUACUUUUUCAGCAUCUCAGCCAGGACACUAGUGGGUGUUUAAUAGCUGCUGUGCCUCACCCCAGAGGUGGCUGCAUUUCAGUGCUGGGUGAUCAUCUAGUCUGCGAUACACUAUGUCCAAAGAACAGACUAAAGCGCUCAUGCCGGAAAAAGAGGGACGUCCAGAACUGGGCGAAGUGGAGGGGAUUCUGCUCUCCCAGGCCACCUGUAAUGAAUGGCAGCGGAUCCAGAGUUUCCAAGCCAGGCCUGACGAUCUGCUCAUCUGCACCUAUCCCAAAGCAGGCACAACAUGGAUCCAGGAGAUAGUAGACAUGAUCCAGCAGGAUGGGGACUUGGAGAAGUGCAAGCGCGCCCCCGUCCACCGCCGGCACCCCUUCAUCGAGUGGGCUCGUCCGCCCCAACCCUCAGGUGUGGAACAGGCCGAAGCCAUGCCCCCGCCACGGACCCUGAAAACCCACCUCCCCGUCAAACUGCUGCCUCCAUCCUUCUGGGAACAGCAGUGUAAGUUCCUGUACGUGGCUCGUAAUGCCAAGGACUGCAUGGUCUCCUACUACCACUUCCAGAGAAUGAGCAAGGUGGUGCCUGACCCGGGCCCCUGGCACGAGUAUUUUGAGAUGUUCAUGACGGGCAAAGUGGGCUGGGGUCCGUGGCACGACCAUGUGAAGGGCUGGUGGAAGGCGAAGGACACGCACUGCGUGCUCUUCCUCUUCUACGAGGACAUGAAGAAGGUGAGUGGCUCUGUGGGGGGGGAGUCGGGGACUGUCGGGGACUGGAAGAACCACUUCACCGUGGCGCAGAAUGAGCGCUUUGAUGAGGACUAUGAGGAGAAGAUGGCUGGGACCAAUCUGACCUUCUGCAUGGAGCUCUGAGGACCCUGCCUCUGAGCCUGGCAGGAUCCACCCGGCCUGCCACAGCCACCCCUACGGGCCCCUGAAUCUCUACCAGUCUCUUCCAAGGUGACGGACCUUCUGCCAUGGACCACUCCCAGGCUCUGCCACGCCCCAGUGCUUUUCUGUGGGGCGGCAUUGAGAGUUCGUCCACUGUAUAACUCUGCCCUCUCUGUCCCAUUUUUACCUCUUCUUCCCUUCCCAUUAUCACCUACUACUCCUUCCCUCCUCCUGACCCACCAUGGCCCAUCUUUACAACUGUCUGGAAAAUGGGAGCUAUUUCCUCCCAUGGAAAAUGCCAAUUUGGGCUAGGGGGGGGGACCUGAAUUCCACAAAAUUUUAAUUUAGAAAUGCUUCCUUAUGGGAGUUGUGGUUUGGGUACCUCAUGCUCCCAUUCUCCUAUAUGAAUCAGACUUCCUGGCUGGACUACAUCUCCCAUGAUAGACCAUAGUGCUCCACUCUUCUUGAGUGCAUCAUGGGACUCUGGGCCAUGGUGCAUCAUGGGAUAUGUAGUCUGGGUAGGUAGCCUGAGAGUCCAGAUUCCUAGGUUCUAUCCCUAGGUCUGGGAGGGGAGGGGAGUGGCGUCUAUUGGAUUAGUGCAGUGGUGGGCUGGGAGUCAGAACACCUGGGUUCUAUCCUCAGCUCUUCCACCAACUCACUGUUUGAGCCUAGACAAGCCACUUUCCCUAACUGUGAUCUCCAUUGGAAAGAGGGGAAAUUAAGUCACUAUACUGUCUAUUUCACGUCUCUAAAGCAGGGUGUUGCGUGGGGAGGUACAUGCAGGAUCACAUGCCCCCCCCUCCGAUUUGCUGUUUGGCUUGUACUGAGCAUGCUCAGUAACACUGCUGAAGCCAGCUGUCAUCAUUCGCCCACUGUUGCUCCCGUCAUCUCUGCUCUAAAUCCCCUUUUAGGUAAUCUCAGUUGCCAAGGUCGAAGGAGUAACAUAAACGUACUUCUCAGUUAAUUCCUGAAACAACUGUUACUUCCCCUGUGGGCUCCCACGCAGCUGGGCUGGGGAAAUGGGGCCAGAUUUCUCCUCACCACUGAACCAUGCAGAACAAAGUGAUUGCUUUUUUUAAAACUGCCGCUUGCCCUUUCAUUAACCUCAGCUGACAAGUCUGAUCCAGUUGACUGUAAUGGAACAGGAGCUGGGAGUGCAGUUAAGGGUGAUCUGCUUUCUUAGGGAACAGAAAGAGACUGAUCAAAGGAUGGCUGGGGUCAGACAUUGGAUAAUUUGGUAUUAAGCACUUACCCAGGUCUAAAUCAUACAUGUGAGCUGGCAGAACUCUGUCAUUGGGGUUUCUAACCCUACAGCCAGCUGAUGUCUUUUAGAAUCCUCUUUUAGAAUUAAUAAAGAAUUUUUUAUCUCCAGAAUUCUUUUUGAUGAUCAGCUGUUGAGAUUAAUUUGUUGAUUUGACUUUGAUUUGGCAGUUGUAAUUAACGCUGGUCCCCGCCACAAAAAAAUCUUGAUGGAAGAGUUUUCCAUCAAAGGUGUAUUGAUCCAAAUUGAAAGGUUUUGUUAUCAGCUAAGCUUUUGACAGAAAAAAAUCUCAACACAAUUCUGAAUCAAAAUGGAGCAUUUCGUUUUGACUUGCUUGUUUCGUGUCAACUUAUAUUGUGAAAUAUUAAUUGUUGUACUAACUUUAUCAUUGAGUUAUCAAAACAUUCUGAUCAGGUUGUGUGCAGGCUUCUGAAGCAAAUAUUUUCUUCUGAAAUAUCCUUUCCAGAAAAGCUGUAACUGCUUAUCUGGAUUUGCAACAAAAUUCAGUGUCAAAAUGUUGGACCUUCCCACGGAAAAUCCUGUUUUCCAGGCAGCUCCAGUUGUAUUGCUUUUAUUUGUAGUUUGAUUUUAUGUUAGUAAUAAAAGCUUAACUUUGGUGGGAGGGGGUUGAAGUGGCUUUAAUAAAAUUUAUAAAAAGGUACCGAGUCACGCUUCUUCCAGUAAGUGAGUUGGGUCCAGAAUCCUUGAAGGUCUGGGUAAAUAUCAGCUGAUCAACCUAAAAACCUGACCGUCUCCUCUCGGUUAGUCUCUGUGUCUCACACAAGACAAGUAACUGACACUGGGUGGACUAGUGGUGACAAUAAGUGAUCUGAGUGCAAGUGAUUUAUUUUUUGCUAUCAAGUGUGAAAUUAAUAAAAUACGAAUGGUCUUAGUUUAA